AUGACAGGGUCUGGUGAUACUUACCUGUACUGUCCAGCAUCUGAACGGCUUCAAUCCCUGCCUACUGCACAAGAACCGGGAGCUCAACGUGACAGAGGCGGGAAGAAACAAUCUGGGAGGGCUCGUCGGUCGACCUUUUCAGAGGGCGGUCACGGCAGCAGUGGGAAACGACGUAGUGCGGACGACGUGACCUUUGAGGUGUUCGGUGUCCCGGAUGACGAAACUCGAGUGAGGAAUGACUUGGACGAAUUGGACUUGGAGAGAGGGCCGGACCGGGCAAAAGCACUGGGAGACCAUGAGCAAUAUGAGGUUUGA
This is a messenger RNA of Coprinopsis cinerea okayama7#130, 315 nucleotides long. RefSeq lists its product as hypothetical. The record is from RefSeq and is a predicted model, not a curated record. Bases 1 to 315 code for a protein of 104 amino acids. The transcript has a single exon. NCBI's taxonomy places the organism in Eukaryota, Fungi, Basidiomycota, Agaricomycetes, Agaricales, Psathyrellaceae.